AUGCAAAGGGCAGUGCAGUCGAGGAACUUUGCUACUCAAGAUGAUCAGGAUGUCGGAAACAGUGGGACAGCAGCUAGAGCUACAUGGUGCAUAGCUAAGCCAUCGGCAGAUGUUGAAAAGCUUUACCAGAAUAUUGAUUAUAGCUGCGGGCAAGCAGGAAUUGACUGUAGGGCCAUUCAGCCAGGUGGCAGUUGCUUCAGGCCAGACAAUGCAGUCUCGCAUGCUUCAGUUGCCAUGAACCUCUUUUACAAGGCCACUGGGAAGCACCCUUGGGACUGCCACUUUAAUGGCACUGGCUUAGUCGUUUUUCAGAACCCAUCUGUUGGCGGUUGUGAGUAUGCAGUGUGAGACGAGAGGAUCAUCUUCAUCGGUUGCUUUGUUUGUUUGCUGCUGUAAAUCUUUUUCUAGUUGUUAUUUUGACGAUUAUUGACUCUUGUCUAAACUCUAAUUUGCAUUUUCAGUAAUAAUAUUAAAUUAUUAAUCUACC
This is a messenger RNA of Prunus mume (Japanese apricot), 487 nucleotides long. NCBI's taxonomy places the organism in Eukaryota, Viridiplantae, Streptophyta, Magnoliopsida, Rosales, Rosaceae. The record is from RefSeq and is a predicted model, not a curated record.